AUGUUAGAGGCAGAUGAAGGAAUCGCGGUGGUGGGGAUCGGGUUUAAUGAAUUUGACCAUAGGUUUUUUGGCAUCAGCGACAGUGAAGUGGAACAAAUGGAUCCUCAACAAAAGCAGCUCCUUCAGUGUGUUUAUAGGGCUCUAGAAAAUGCUGGAAUUCCUAUGGAGAAAGCCAGCGGGACAAGGACAGGAGUAUAUUUUGGGAUAAUGAACAGAGAUUAUGAGACCAAUGCUGCACACGUGCACCCAAGUGUGAUAAACCACUGGACCGGCACAGGGCUCGCCAUGAGCAUUGCAGCAAACAGAGUCUCCUACAUCUUCAACUUCACUGGGCCCUCACUGUCUAUAGACUGUGCCUGCUCAUCAUCCCUGGUGGCUCUUCAUCUUGCCUGCCAAUCCAUUAAACAAGGUGAUUGUGACAUGGCUGUUUGUGGAGGGGUCAACUGCAUCAUUGAGCCAAGAGUGUUUGUAGCGCUCAGUAAGGCCAAGAUGAUCUCACCUGAGGGGACCAGCAAGCCUUUUUCCAGCAGAGCAGAUGGAUAUGGAAGAGGGGAAGGCUGUGGGGUUGUUCUCCUGAAACCGCUUAAAAAGGCUCUUCAAGAUCACAACCACAUCUGGGGCAUCAUUAGUAAAACUGCAGUCAACCAAGAUGGACACUCAGUCACUCCGAUUACAAAACCCUCCAGGACACAACAAGAGGAGCUGCUGCGCAGAAUCUACUCAGACUCUGACAUCGCAAAUGUCCAGUACAUAGAGGCUCACGGGACUGGAACCCCAGUUGGAGACCUAACAGAGGCUGAAAGCAUCGCCAGUGUCAUUGCAAAAGCCAGAGCUCCCAGCUCAGGGACACUAUGGAUCGGCUCUGUGAAGAGCAACAUCGGACACACAGAAUCAGCUGCUGGAGUGGCCGGGCUCAUUAAGGUUCUGCUAAUGAUGAAGCAUGAGACCAUCGUUCCUUCAGGUUUCUACUCUGAUGACUCCUCCAGUGUCAAUGCCAAAGACUUGAACAUGAAAAUUCCAAAGGAAUCAGAAAAAUGGGAAUCCUCCAGGGUAAGAGUUGCAGGGGUGAACAACUUUGGCUUUGGAGGAACAAAUGCACAUGCCAUUGUCACACAACACUUACACUCAUGUGUUGAGCACAAGAGCAAUGAGAAGCAAGAAAAAUAUUUUGUCUUGUCUGCAAAUUCCGAGAAAUCUCUAACUAUGAUGACGGAGGACACCAUUAAACAGCUAGAGGCAGUUAAAGAAGUUGAUCUAGAUUCUUUAGUGUACACAUCAGCUUGUAGAAGAAGUCACCAAAAACAUAGAUACAGAAGGGCCAUUGUGGUAUCGUCUCCAGAUGAGCUAAUAGAGAAGCUGAGAACUAGUGCAAGGAAAAAAGUUCCUUCAGCUACCUCAGAUCCUAGAUUGGUGUUUGUCUUCUGUGGAAAUGGAGUCACUUACCACGGCAUGUGCAAGCAGUUGCUGAAAAACGAGCCUGUAUUCAGAGAAAAGAUCACAGAGAUUGGGAAACUCUUCCAAACCUUCAGCACUAUGAACAUCCUGGAAACCCUUGAGAGGGAGUCAGAAAGCAGUGACUUCAAAAACCCAGAUGUUGUCCAGCCACUUCUCUUUGCAAUCCAGGUGGGGAUUACAGCCCUUCUCAGGCACUGGGGUGUCAAACCAGAUGUUAUGCUUGGACAUUCUGUUGGAGAAGUUGCAGCUGCUCACUGUUCUGGCCUCUUGUCUCUUAAAGAUGCUGUGAAAGUCAUAUAUUUCCGCAGCACCCUACAAAACAAAGUCACUGGUGGGAAGAUGCUUGUGAUCAGCAAUAUGGCUGUAUCAGAGGUAACUUCUCUUCUCCCUUCAUAUUCUGGGAAACUUUGCCUUGCUGCUUUCAACAGCCCACAGUCCUGCACCCUUUCGGGUGAUGCAGAUGCAAUUGAUAGCUUCCACGAGAAGCUUAGUAACUCAGCUAACAGUCAGAAUCUGUUCCUCCGUGUGCUGGACGUCCCUGCAGCGUAUCACAGCCACAUGAUGGACCCAAUCCUGCCAGAAAUCAAAGAGACAAUUGGUGAACUAACGGAGAAUGACCUCAACACAGAGUUGUUCUCCACAGUUACAGGCAUGGAAGUCCAGCGGGGAGAUUUCCGCUCAGGUGAAUACUGGGCGAGAAACCUCCGAGAGCCAGUUGCUUUUGAGCAGGCAUUGAGGUUGGCAGCUAAAAGAAAGAGAACAGUCUUGGUGGAGAUAGGGCCAAGAAGGGUGCUACAGAGAAAUAUCAUGGAAACUCUGGGAAACAACACAGCUGUUCUUGCCUCAGUGGAACCACAGAAAGAUCAUGAAUCAAUCUUGUCUGUUGUUUCCAAGCUGUUUGAACUGGGUGUUGAGGUGGAUUGGAACACCUUCUACCGAGGUUAUGAGACAAUACCACAACCUUAUCCAAGAUACCAGUUCGACUGUGCCAAUAGAGAUGUUAUCAUUGUAGCAGCACAGAAUAACAAGGCAAGCAGUCACCCUGUGCUGUGUCAGACAGGACAUGAAAGCAACAUUUUCAGCUGUGAUCUCAUGUCUGACUCUACUUUCUUCUUGAAAGAGCACAAGCAUAACAAUAUUCCCAUCAUCCCUGGCUCCUUCUAUCCUGAGCUAGGUUUAGCUGCUUUCCUGGCCAGCACUAAACCAAAAGUUCCCGUCAACUCGCUGCAGCUCAGUCUUCAUUUUCAGAGUCUGUUUGUUUUAACGCAGAACUCACCAGAGAUGAAGGUUCAACUCGAACAAAAAGAAAAAGAAACUAGUUUCACUGUGCUCUCCUCGUCUGCGGUGUACGCAUCAGGCUCUGUGGUUUUAAAGAAGGAUAGACUGAUCGAGGAGCAGUACAUUUCCCUAAGCUCCGUCUACAAACGAUGCACAUCUGUGGUGAGCUUUCAGGAGUUUUACAGCUAUCUCUCUCAAGGAGGCUUCCAAUAUGGAGAUGUCUUUAUGAAUAAGGCAGACGUGUACUAUGGGGAAGACCUGAAGGAGGCUUUUGCAGCUGUUUCAGUUCCAGAAGAGGUGCAAUCUCAGCUGCACGACUAUAACAUUCAUCCUGUUGUUUUAGAUUAUCUGAUGCAGCUUCUUCCUGUUACAGUAGAACAUAUCUUUGCUGGCAGGCCAGGAUUUCCAGCCAGAAUAGGAAGUCUGACAGUGUUUGAACCCUUGCAGAAUGAGAUGAUUGUCUAUGUGAGGGCAAUGGAUGUGGGAGUGGAUCACUUUGAGGUAUGUGGCUGCUUUGCAGAUAAGGAAGGCAGAGUGUUAGUUGAGGUUAAGCAUGUCAUAAUUAGGUACCUUGGGAGUCGCUCUCGUGUGGUUGAGGAGUACUUCUACCAUAAUGCUUUCAACGUCGUUGAUGAAGGCUCCAGUUCUUCUCCUCCUCCAAAAGCUUUGGUCUUCUCAGACCAUUUGGGGAUCUCUCAAGGUCUGGAACAACAUUUAGAUCCAAACUCCCAAUAUGUGCCCUUCACACAUGCAAAAGAUAUCUUAAACUGUGGGAUUCUUUCUCUCUUGGCAAGUCUCAAUAUUGCAGAUAUUGAGAAAAACUUCAAUGAAGUGUUGUUUUUGUGGGGCAAAGAAGACCUCACAUUACUGCCAGCUGAUGUCGUCCUGCAGAAUUUAACGAACUGCUGUGAGAUUUUCCGCCAAAUUGUCCUUGAGCUGAAGCGGAUUCACUUCCCCAAAGCGAUCAGAGCAGUAACCUACCGUUCAUCGGAUAUCACUCUAGAUCGCAUAAGUCCAGGUUUUGCUCUUGCUGGUAUGACAAGAUCAUUUGCUGCAGAGAUACCAGAUCUUUCUUUUCAGCUGAUUGACAUAAACACUGUCUCUUCUAAGAACAUUGCAGCUCUGUCUGAGGUCCUGAGAUCAUAUCCUUGCAGCAAGUACCCAGAGUUGGUGGUGAAGGAUGGGCUGAUCUUGAAACCCUCCAUUGUCCGCACCCCAUUGGAAAUCACUGACCAUACAGAGAGGAGUUACACCUCUGCAACAUCCAAGCCUUGCAUCUUUCAGACAGCUGAUGCACAUAAGAUGUCUCAUCUGAGUGCCAUUCUCUUUGACCAAGAAGCUGAUCAGAUCAGCGACACAUCUGUUGAAAUUCAACCCAGUAAGUUGUGUGUUCAUUCAUCCGAUUACUUCCCUGUCAGCGCUUCACAUCUAAAAUUCGGUCAGACGUUGUACUGGACCAAACACUCAUCUCAGUUGCACAAGUUGCUCGCUCUUGACUUCAGCGGUACCAUCACAGCAGUUGGAAAAGAUGUGAGGAAACUGAAAGUGGGGGACCAUGUUGCUUCUUGUUAUCCUGUGGCUGGGGCUAGUAAGGUUAGAAUUCCAGAGGACGUGUGCUACAGCACAAAGAGGUUCUCAUUCCUCAUAAAAACACCCUGCGUUUCUUUCUUUGUGCUUGCAUGGGAGAUCCUGCAUCGAGCCUUGCCCAGAUCCAAACAGAAUUUAGGGAUCAUGUGCUCAGUGCCUGACUCAGCUCUGGUGAAAGUCUUGGCUCAGACAGCUUACAAAUCAGGCUGGAAUGUGAUUGUUAGUACAAAAUGCAAUGGCUCCUUUGCUUGUCAGGUGGAUGCAUUUGUCAUCCUUCCACCGUUUGAUGAGUUGUUGACUGUUAAAAUUAGCAACUUUCCAGGUGUCAAGCAUGUUGUGGUCAUCUGUGGAUCUCAGAUGCAAGGUUUGCUUACACAGGAAGUGUUCCAGAGUGUAAAUGAAAGUGUUCAUGUACAGAUAAUUCAGAUGCAGGUCAUUUUGCAAAAAGGACACCUGAGAGCACGCAGGCCGCACAUUUACCACUGGAUGAAGUCUCUGAACCUGAGCAGGAGGUUUUCAGUUGAAAGCUUCACUUUUCAGAAUAUUAAAUCUGAAAUCAAGAGCUUUCAUUCAGAGAAACCACUGUCAUAUUUCAGCUCAAAGAAGCUGGCUAUGGUUGCUCUGGAAAGAGACGCAAGUGGUUCGUGGUCUGACAUCCCUCUGCUGCCAACAAGAAAACAGCUGUUCAGAAAGAGAGCAGUAUAUAUAGUUGCAGGGGGUCUCUCUGGCCUGGGCUUUGAAACGGUCAAGUUUAUAUCACAAAGAGGUGGUGAAUACAUCAUCAUUCUCUCCAGAAACAGACCCACACCUGAUGUGCAGCAAAAAAUCAACAACCUGGAGAAACAGUGUGGAAACAGCAUCACAAGCAUGGAGUGUGACGUAUCUGUGUCUGAGCAUGUGAAUAAGGUCCUCUCCGUCAUCAAGCAGGGGUUUCCUGGUUGUCCAGUCAGAGGAGUGUUUCACAGUGCGGUUGUCUUGCAUGAUGGUCUGAUUGAGACCCUCGACAAAUCUCUUUAUGAGAAAGUUUUCAAACCCAAAGUAAAUGGAGUGUUGAAUUUGCACCAUGCAACACAGAACUGUCCGCUAGACUACUUUGUGUGUUACUCCUCCAUCUCAGCUUUUCUGGGAAACGCAUCACAAACCAACUAUGCAGCAGCUAACUCUUUCGUUGAUUUGUUCUGUCAGUACAGGCGCAAACUGGGGCUGUCUGGACAGUCUAUCAACUGGGGGGCUCUGAAUCUUGGCCUCCUGUUGGACAAACAGCCCCUCCAGCGCUUUCUAGAAGCAAAGGGGAUGAUGGUGUUAGAUGUAGCUGAGAUUCAUCAAAGCUUAGAGUAUUGUCUCGUGCUUAACAGAUCCCAACAAGCUGUUUGCAGGUUUCACUUCAGAAACAUCAGGUACAACAUCCUCUCCCAAAACAAGGCCUUGACCAUACGACUCUUCGAGUUAGUCAGUGAGGCCUUCCAGAAAUCCAGAGAGGCAGAUUCUCAGACUAAACACGUCAGCUCCAUCUCACCCAGUGAAUAUGUUGCCUCUCUGCUCAGUGAGACGACUGGCAUGGACCAGCGUGAACUGAGAGAGGAGUCACCUCUUUCAUCCUUAGGCAUUGACUCCAUGCAGGCCAUGACUCUGCAGAAUCUGAUCUUUCAGGAAAGAGGCGUGAAUGUGCCUUUGGUGAAACUGUUGGAUCCUAAUGCCACGCUAUCAACGGUGGCGACUCUUUUAAGUGAAGGAGCUGAAGGGCGAGAUUUCACCGACGAGUUCCCUCAAGGUGAAGAUAUGGCGGAUGUUUCUACCAGACUGUAAACACACGUUUUAAAUAAAGUAUUUGAAUUAAUGACACUUGUUUAUGUUGUAAUUUACACUCUUAAAUAUGUUUUUUGUUAAAUUAAAUACAGCUGUGGAGCAUUUUUAUGGCCAUCUUACAUAUGUACUCAUUAUUUUUAUUUAAUUUUGGGAGCUAAAUUUGAUUUA
Molecule: messenger RNA, 6294 nt
Organism: Melanotaenia boesemani (Boeseman's rainbowfish)
Lineage: Eukaryota; Metazoa; Chordata; Actinopteri; Atheriniformes; Melanotaeniidae
Gene: fasn2
Product: fatty acid synthase 2
Exons: 5
Coding region: 1-6126 (2041 amino acids)
Biological process (GO): fatty acid biosynthetic process
Molecular function (GO): fatty acid synthase activity; 3-oxoacyl-[acyl-carrier-protein] synthase activity
Source: RefSeq, a predicted model, not a curated record